Molecule: messenger RNA, 1753 nt
Organism: Pyrus x bretschneideri (Chinese white pear)
Lineage: Eukaryota; Viridiplantae; Streptophyta; Magnoliopsida; Rosales; Rosaceae
Product: capsanthin/capsorubin synthase, chromoplastic
Exons: 1
Coding region: 78-1568 (496 amino acids)
Biological process (GO): carotenoid biosynthetic process
Molecular function (GO): oxidoreductase activity, acting on paired donors, with incorporation or reduction of molecular oxygen
Source: RefSeq, a predicted model, not a curated record
CUGUCUCUUUCUCUCUUACUCUGCUUCUAUUAAUAACACUACUUUCCACUUUCCUUUGACCUUCAUUCCUUGCUCUAAUGGCCACCCUCCUCCGGCCAUUUCCACCGCCACCUUCCGCCGCCAAAACUUCCCAAUUCUUCCACUCCUCCAGACCUCCUCUUUAUUUCUCCAAAACCCAUUACUCAUCUCGAAAUAAAUCUCUCUCCAAAAUCCACAGCAGCAAGUUCGGCAACUUUCUCGACUUAAAACCAGAGGCAAAACCCGAGUCUUUGCACUUCGAUCUCCAUCAAUUCGACCCGUCAACCCGGUCUCGCUUAGAUGUGAUCAUCAUCGGGACCGGCCCGGCCGGGCUUCGCCUUGCGGAGCAACUUUCUCGCUACGGCAUUAAGGUAUGCUGCGUUGAUCCUUCUCCUCUCUCUAUGUGGCCAAAUAACUAUGGAGUUUGGGUUGAUGAAUUUGAAAGCUUGAAUCUUGAAAGUUGCUUGGACAAAAUAUGGCCUAUGGCUUCUGUUCAUGUGAAUGAUAGUAAGACUAAGUUUUUGGACCGCCCUUAUGGCAGAGUCAGUAGGAAGAAACUCAAGACUUUGUUGCUGGAGAGGUGUCUCUCCAAUGGGGUUCAAUUUCAUAGGGCCAAGGUUUGGAAAAUCGAACACGAAGAGUUCGAGUCUUCGAUUCUGUGUGAUGAUGGGAAUGAGCUCAAGGCAAGUUUGAUUGUUGAUGCUAGUGGGUUUGCAAGCAGUUUCAUAGAGUAUGAGAAGCCUAGGAACCAUGGAUAUCAGAUUGCCCAUGGUAUUUUGGCUGAAGUGGAAGAACACCCCUUUGAUUUGGAUAAGAUGCUUCUAAUGGAUUGGAGAGAUUCCCAUCUCGGAAAUGAGCCUUAUUUGCGCACUAGUAAUUCUAGAUUUCCAACUUUUUUGUAUGCAAUGCCGUUUGAUUCGAACUUGGUGUUUUUGGAAGAAACUUCGCUUGUUAGUAGGCCGGUGUUGUCUUAUAUGGAGAUUAAGAAACGAAUGGUUGCGAGGCUAAGGCAUUUGGGGAUUAGAGUGAAGAGGGUAAUUGAAGAGGAGAAGUGUUUGAUCCCAAUGGGGGGUCCGCUUCCUCGGAUCCCCCAACGUGUGAUGGCAAUUGGAGGGACUUCUGGGGUGGUUCACCCUUCGACUGGGUACAUGGUGGCUCGGACCAUGGCUUUAGCCCCAGUAUUGGCUGAAGCCAUUGCAGAGUGCCUUGGCUCAACCAGAAUGAUCCGAGGGCAGCCGCUUUAUCAUAAAGCGUGGAAUGGCUUGUGGCCAAUUGAGAGGAGAUGCACGAGGGACUUUUACUCAUUUGGUAUGGAGACUCUGUUGAAGCUUGAUCUGAAUGGGAGUAGAAGCUUCUUUGACGCUUUCUUUGACUUGGAUCCUUAUUACUGGCAAGGCUUUUUAUCGUCAAGGUUGUCUCUAAGAGAGCUCGCUUUGUUGAGCUUAUCUCUGUUUGGCCGAGCCUCCGCCCCAUCUAGGUUUGAUAUUGUUACAAAGUGUCCUGUGCCCUUGGUUAAACUGAUGGGCAAUCUCGCACUUGAAGCUGCAUAAUAAUGCAACACAUGGAAUAAUUAUUUGUGAGAAACAAGAGUUUGGCUUUUGUUCCAUAGCUUAUACAGAAUAAUGAUGUUAUUAUAACUCUAGUUUCAAGUGAUCCUCUUGUCAAAUGAUGGGCUCGAACACAGAGCAUGUGUAAAAUGCUAUUUCAUGGUAUACUUAAUUCCCGAAUUUCUUAA